UUGAUCUAACGGCAGAUGUUUUUUGCACAAGCACUAGACUAGCUAAGAUUUAACAUAAAAAGUGAAGCAAAAAUAUUCUCUGCAAGUUGAAAGUGAAAUUUUAAAAUAACGGUUGUAAUUAAUUUAACUAAAACUUAAAUGGAAAAGUGACAAACCGCAGGAAAAAAAAUUAAUAUACACAAUUUUAUUCUGUUUUUAAUGUUUUUAUGUGACAUUUGAAUUACUUUAAACGUUUCUUCUUUCACACGCCAUAGACAGGUCUUAGGAUGGUAAAUCAUUUGGAUGCGGAUAGCGGUCCGAACGGAAAGUUGCUACCAGGAAAUUUGGAAACCAAAAUGACUAUUGGCAAUCGCAGCAGUGUCCAGAUAUUGCUGGAGGGUGUUAAAUCUAAGCCACCAUCAGCUUCGGAUUUGCCCGAAUUGAUGACACAAAAUCAAAAGCCUCGUGAUAAUUGGGGCAGCUCCUUGGAAUUCUUAAUGUCCUGCAUAGCAUUGAGUGUCGGUUUGGGUAAUGUUUGGCGUUUUCCUUUCACCGCAUUGGAAAAUGGUGGCGGUGCAUUUCUUGUGCCAUAUUUAGUGGUGCUAUUUUUGGUGGGUAAACCGAUUUACUAUAUGGAAAUGUUAUUGGGACAAUUCUCGAGUCGUGGCGUUAUUGGGGUCUUUGAUUUUUCACCGCUAAUGCGAGGCGUUGGGUAUGCCCAGCUAUUUGCAUUAGGUGUUUUGGCUACGUACUAUGCCUCAGUGAUGGCAUUGACAUUACGCUACUUCUUCGAUUCAUUUGCCAUUGAGUUACCCUGGAGCUAUUGCCGACCCGAAUGGUUGAGUGAGGGUUGUGUAAAUGCCUCUAGUAGCGUAGACGCCCUAAGUGAUCUGGCUAAGCAGCCAUCGAACAUUACACUUACCACAUCGACAAAAUUUUAUUUAGAGCGUGUGGUAUUAAAUGAGACAAAAAGUCUUGAUAAUGGCAUAGGCUAUCCUAAUGCAAAUUUGGCCUUAAUGUUGGCCAUCUCAUGGUUGACGGUUACAUUAAUCAUUAUACGCGGCGUGAAGAGUUCGGGCAAGGCAUCGUAUGUCCUGGCUUUGUUUCCCUAUGUGAUUAUGUUCUUGCUGUUAAUACGUGCCCUCACCCUACCCGGAGCCAUAGAUGGUGUAAUGUAUUUUUUAACACCCCAAUGGAAUAAGAUAUUGGAACCAAAUGUCUGGUAUAAUGCUGUAACACAGGUUUUCUUCUCGCUGGCCGUCUGCUUUGGUGUGAUCAUUAUGUAUUCGUCGUACAAUCGUUUCAAUCAUAAUGUCUAUCGGGAUGCCCAUAUAGUGACUACUUUGGAUACCUUCACUUCCAUGCUAUCGGGAAUUAUAAUUUUCGGUAUUCUGGGAAAUUUAGCCCAUGAAUCGGGCGCAACGGAUAUUAAGUCUAUGAUUAAGACCAUUAGUCCGGGCACAGGUUUGGCUUUUAUAUCGUAUCCCGAGGCAAUUGCCAAGUUCAAAUGGAUGCCGCAAAUCUUCUCUUUGCUCUUCUUUGCCAUGCUAUUCAUGCUCGGUGUUGGCAGUAAUGUUGGCAUGGUCAGCUGUAUUAUGAGUGUGAUAAAGGACAAAUUUGUGAAUGCCAAAAUAUGGCUAAUUGUGGUUGGAUUAUCGUUGAUUGGAUAUUCAGUUGGUUUGAUCUAUAUUACACCAGGAGGACAAUAUCUGUUGACGCUGAUUGAUCGUCAUGGCGUGACAUUUGUGUCUUUAGUAUCAGCGAUUUUUGAACUUAUUGCCGUUGGAUGGGUCUAUGGCACUAAGCGUUUGUGUGAGGAUGCUGAAUUUAUGCUGAAUAUCAAAACAUCAUACUAUUAUCGCAUUUGCUGGUCAAUUGUAACUCCCUUGGUGAUGAUUGUGAUAUUUGGCUAUAACUUGUAUUCCAUGCCAGCACUCGAAUACCAUGAUCAAGGAUUCUCAUCAGUAUAUAGAGUUAUUGGCUGGUGCAUAACAGCCGUAAUACUUGGCCAACUGAUCUAUUGGGCUUGUUAUGCCAAUUACAAACAGUCUAAGGGCUCUCUAUUAACUCGUUUGCGUGAAUCAGCUAAACCACUCGCAGAUUGGGGACCGUUGGACUCUAAGAAACUGAUUGACUAUCAAAUGUAUAGGCGCAAUAGAAAGGAAUUGGCUUCACGUCGCAAUGGCAUUUGGCAAAAAAUUACUGAUCGCAUCUUUGGCUAAAUAUGCCGCCGCCGAAUAGAGGGGAAAGCAUAUAAAAGGGGGUUUCAACAUAGUUUCCUUAUUCGAUAUAUAAAUGUAUUUUUUCCCUUUUUUUUUUUAGGAUAAAUUUUUAAUAAUGUAUUCUCAUAUAUGUCUAAAAUAUAUCUAAGACCUUAAAUUAUAUAACAUA
This is a messenger RNA of Drosophila willistoni, 2370 nucleotides long. RefSeq names its product sodium-dependent nutrient amino acid transporter 1. The record is from RefSeq and is a predicted model, not a curated record. NCBI's taxonomy places the organism in Eukaryota, Metazoa, Arthropoda, Insecta, Diptera, Drosophilidae. The transcript is spliced from 6 exons. Bases 267 to 2201 code for a protein of 644 amino acids. Gene Ontology annotation, biological process: sodium ion transmembrane transport. Gene Ontology annotation, cellular component: membrane. Gene Ontology annotation, molecular function: L-amino acid transmembrane transporter activity.